Molecule: messenger RNA, 1064 nt
Organism: Larimichthys crocea (large yellow croaker)
Lineage: Eukaryota; Metazoa; Chordata; Actinopteri; Sciaenidae
Gene: mblac1
Product: metallo-beta-lactamase domain containing 1
Exons: 2
Coding region: 61-738 (225 amino acids)
Source: RefSeq, a predicted model, not a curated record
GGUAUGGAGCCGUGUGCUGCGUGUGUCCGGCUUCCAGCAGUCUAACUUUGUGUGUUUACCAUGACGGAGUCAGAGUCAGAGUCCGGCAGUAAACUGGUCUCAUGUCGGUUUCAGAAAGCCCCUGUGUCAGAGCUUCACACAGUCUUCUCCGGUCAGCCGUACUCUGUGUCCGUGCUUAAGGUUGGGUACUGUGUGAAUCAGGCUGACGGCACGUUCACAGCCGACGGAACCAUUACCCUCAUAACGGGACCCAAGACUGUUCUGGUGGACACCGGCGGACCGUGGGACCGAGACUUUCUACUAACGGCGCUGAAGGACAGAGGCCUGGAACCGACAGACGUUAACGUAGUCGUGGGGACUCACGGACACUCGGACCACGUCGGUAACCUGAGUCUGUUUCCAACAGCGCUGAUGAUUGUAGGAUAUGACGUCAGUGAGGGGGACACGUACCGAGCCACCGGCCUGUCAGCGGGACGUGUUUACUGUAUCGAUGAGCACGUAUCUGUAGUUCCCAGUCCAGGCCACACAGGACAGGAUGUCAGCGUGCAGGUGAAGGGAACCUCCGCAGGCACAGUGCUUGUUGUAGGGGACUUGUUUGAGAGCUGCUCAGAUGAGGACAGCUGGCGGGAUCUCAGUAUGAACAUUGUAGUACAGGAGGUCAGCCGGCAGGAGGCGCUAAACAUAGCAGACGUAAUCAUACCAGGACACGGACUCCCGUUCAGAGUCCUCCGGAACUGAUGGACCAACCAAGUGACUUGAUUGACUGUAGCUGGAGAUUUAGAACUUGACAUAAUGUUGUCAUACUGAGAAAGUUUACACGCCUGAUAACACACUUUCAUCUGGAGUGAGCAGCUCAUCAGUUGUCUGCCCAUACAGGCAAAAUAUUUGUUACACGUCACUCGACUCAUGACAACUACUGAACGCGCCUGUAUUCAUGUCUGCAUCCUGUAACAAGGUGUCAGCUUCACUGUGGCUUAAUAAAUGUUCUAUCAUUCAUUCAUUUUCCAUGACCACUUAUCCUUCUCAGGGUCGAGGCAUAUCAACUGCUGAUGAGUCAGAAUAUU